AUGUCCGGCCGGCUCAGGAUCAAGCGCGUCGUGGCGACGGCCAAGAAGUCGAAGCUGGCUGCCAAGGCCCCCGGCGGCGCAGCGCCAGCAGGUGGAGAGCUGUGCGACUUUGGCGCAAAGCGGCGCCCGUGGGCGCCGUCGGAGGACGAGGCGCUGCGACGGCUCGUCGCGAGCCACGGCGUCAAGAACUGGGCCCUCAUCGCGACUGCCCUCACCAUGCGCAACGGCAAGCAGUGCCGCGAGCGGUGGCACAACCACCUGCGGCCAGACAUCUGCCGCUCCGACUGGACCAUCGAGGAGGACGUCGACCUGUGGCGGCGGGUCAAGCAGCUGGGCACAAAACGCGGAAUCGUAUGCGGUAACCGGUAUGGCGUGAUGGCGUAUGCGUGACUCUGUGUGGCGCGAGCAUGAUACCGUCUUGCGCUCGAGAGUGCGUUUUGAAAAUACAGGGAAACGAC
Messenger RNA from Emiliania huxleyi CCMP1516, 458 nucleotides. RefSeq lists its product as hypothetical. Gene Ontology annotation, cellular component: nucleus. The transcript has 3 exons. Gene Ontology annotation, molecular function: DNA-binding transcription factor activity, RNA polymerase II-specific; RNA polymerase II cis-regulatory region sequence-specific DNA binding. Lineage: Eukaryota; Haptophyta; Isochrysidales; Noelaerhabdaceae. Gene Ontology annotation, biological process: regulation of DNA-templated transcription. The record is from RefSeq and is a predicted model, not a curated record. Bases 1 to 390 code for a protein of 129 amino acids.